UUUUUUUUUUUUAUUUAUUUAUUUAAUUGCUACCUUUUAUUUACAAAUAUUAGAUAGGUAAAUAAAGCAUAAGGAUGAAAAUCAGAGAAAUCCUUUGUGGUUUAUUAUCCACUACAUUUGUAUUAAGGGUUGCUACUAUACCUUUAUUCGAAAUACCAAAUGAUUAUGAUAGAUACGGUAAUGAAUGUCCUCUGUUCGCCCAUAAUGAUAUCAAAUGCCCAUUACUUUGUGUCAGGAGUUAUGAUCUUUGUCCGCCUUCAUUAGCCGCUAAUUGUCCUCCUGGUUUAAGCUUUUGUGGGGAUGGCACUUGUCAAGUCUCUUGUGAAGGGAUUGAAAACGCCUGUCAAUGUGGAGAUGUCUCUCUCAAUUACGUACCUUGUUCUGCUGGUCAAUUAGUUAAUAUUUCUCAUUUUGAUCCUGUUAAUCAGGUUGUUCAAAUACAAAAUUUCUGUGCUUCAAAGGCUGAUAUCAAUAAUCGAAUAAUUAAUACCUGGGGUAAUUUUAGCACAUCAUCAGUCUGGUUAUCUUGUCCUAUCACUGAACCUUAUUUUACUUAUACUGAACCUAUGUGGAUUGCUGUAUGGUCAUUAAUGGGUAUUGAAGCUGCUAUUUUAAUAUUAUGGUGUAUUUAUAAAGUGAUUCGUGAGGCCAAAUUUCAUCGUGAAGUGAAAAGUACAACAGCUUAUUCUAUAGAUAAUACCAACAAUUCGAUUAAAGUUAACAGUCAGAUUGAUGAAUCAGAUGUAAUUAAAGAAAAGUCCGAAUUAUACAAGAAAUCCGAAAACGAUAAUUCUACCAUCGGCAGUGAAUCAUUUAUUGAAGAAUCAGAAAAGCUAAGAUUUAGAGGCUUUUCUAAUGAUUAUUUUGGUAUAUUUGCUUUUGGUUCUGUUAUUAUAACUACCUUAUUAUUCUUUGUUUUCCUUGGUUGUCUUGUUGGUGAUUAUUACGGAACUUUGGGUGGCGAACAAUUAGCAGUCUUUUUAACAGGCGAUCUUUCAUCCAAGAUUUUUGCUGCUGUAUGGCAUCUAGCAGCUGCUUGGUUUUGUAUUAUAAUGCUUACUAAAAAAGAAUUCUCUUACCCACAUACAUGCCCCUUUGUUCAAGUAGAGCGUAAACAAGAUGAAUUGGUCUUUUUAGCGGAUGGUAGUAAAUGGAUUUCAAAACUUAGGGAAAUUGAACAACGUGUCACCAAACAGCUUGGAAUGGACAUUAUGGUGUCUACUUGUAAGGUCAAGUUUGCAGAAAAUAGACUUCGUUACUUUGAAUAUCAAUGUAUGAGAUAUGUAUAUAAUUCUGAUAAGAGACGUUUUGAGCCUUACGAGUAUGAUUUGGGAAACACACAUAGAAAACUUCAAGCUUGGUCAAAGGGUGUAUCCACAGAGGAUGCUAAAGUAAGAGCCGCCAUGUUAGGUGCUAAUAUUAUUAAAGUGGAUGUUCCAUCAAUUCCUUUAGCCAUCGUCCAAGAAUUCUCUUCCUUUUUAUAUCUUUAUCAAAUGAUGUGCAUGUGGGUAUGGUAUUACUUUCAAUAUUAUAAAAUGGGUCUUGUUCAAACAUGUAUUAUUCUUGUUGCUGCCAUUAUUCAAGUCUUUUUACGUCUUAAAGCAGAACAUCGAAUUAAGGAAAUGGCCGAACAUGUUACCGAUGUUACUGUACUACGUGAUGGUCAGUGGAUUACAACUUCAAGCGCUAGUUUAAUUCCAGGUGAUGUUUUUGAAGUUGAAGAAAAUACAAUUGUUCCUUGUGAUGCUGUUAUUCUAUCUGGCACAGUUGUUGUAAAUGAGUCUUCUCUUACAGGUGAAGCGAUGCCCAUUCGAAAAUUGGCUAUUCCAAAUGAUGAUAAUUUGUAUGAAAUGAAUGGAUCUGGUAAAGUGAACACUUUGUUUGCUGGUACCAUCGUCUCUCAGACUACCACACUCGAUCAUGAACGUGUGUAUGCAUUGACGCUUCGUACUGGUAUUGCCUCUGAAAAGGGUAUGCUUAUUCAUAAAAUCCUUUUCCCUUCCCCUGUCUCCUUCAUCUUUAAUGAACAUCUCAAGGUGGCUAUCUCAAUCCUUCUUAUCUGGGGUCUCAUCGCCUUUUGUUUGACUUUAUAUCUUAUGGGUCGUGGAAAUAUUACGAGCUGGUUUUAUGGUGUAUUUAUCAUGUCUGAAAUUUUUUCACCUUUACUUCCUGCUGCUUUUACAAUUAAUCAAUCUGUCUGUUCCGCACGUCUUCGUCGAAAGAAAAUCCUCUGCAUUGAUCUUCCUCGUAUCAAUCUCUCUGGCAAAGUGCGGAUUUUCUGUUUCGAUAAGACUGGAACGUUAACUCGUGAGGGACUGGAGUUUUAUGGUGCUGUAGCUGCACCUUCAGCUGUGAUUGGCCCCUUUGGUACACGUGAAGAAGAUUCACUUAAGAUGGAACCCAUCUUAUCGAUGGGUAUUGCUACAUGUCAUGCUGUUACAGAGGUGAAAGGAGAAUAUAUUGGUAAUCCUGUAGAUAUUGAGUCCUUUAAUGCUAUGAAAUGGGAGCUUUUAAAGCCUGAAAGACCUGAGUAUCUAGAUACCUUAGCUGCACCCUCCACGACCCCUACAAAGAAGAAAAGACUGGUUCAUGUCAUUCGUCGCUUUGAAUUUGUUCACGCUCGUGCUUCUCAAUCCGUUGCUGUUUUCGAUCCAGAGACACAGCACGUCCACGUCUAUCUGAAGGGUUCAUUUGAACGUAUUAAGCAUUAUUCUCAACCGGACUCUAUUCCUGUUGACUAUGAUCAACAGGCAGCUAAAUAUGCUCAAGAGGGGUGUUACGUUCUUGCCAUUGCUCAUCGUGAUCUUGGUGUUUUAGAGAAGGAUAUAAGGAUGGAGGAAAUAAAGUUAAUGACACGUGAUGAGCUUGAACGAGGCUGUCACUUUUCUGGUUUUGUUCUCUUUCGUAAUAUGUUGAAACAUGAUACAAGGGAAGCGAUUAUGGAAUUAAAGGGGGGUGAUACACGUGUUGUCAUGAUCACAGGUGAUACAGCAUUGACGGGCAUCUAUAUUGCUCGACAAUGUGGCAUGAUCGAACCUCACCAACGUAUUCUUCUAGCUGAUCUUGUGUCUGGUACUGUAGUUUGGCAUGAUAUUGAAUCCGGAGAGCAAAUAAAUAUCGACGAGGUGAUUGAGAUGGACCCUCGUGAAGAACACGAAAAGCGUAUUGAACUUGCUAUGACGGGUCGGGCAUUUGAGGCCUUAGUGCAGCAAGAUAAGAUACGUAACUAUCUAAUGAUGACGCGUGUGUUUGCACGUAUGACGCCUAAUAACAAAGUAUCGUGUGUUCAAUUACAUAUGGAAAAGGCUGUGACAGCUAUGUGUGGUGAUGGUGGCAAUGACUGUGGUGCAUUACGAGCAGCUCAUGUUGGUUUAGCAUUAUCAGAGGCAGAGGCGUCUAUUGUUUCCCCUUUUAGUACUAGUAAUCGAUCCAUUAUGCAAUGUGUAGAACUUUUAAAGCAAGGUCGAUCUGCACUGGCUACUAGCUUUUCAAACUAUAAAUUUUUAAUCUUAUAUGGUGAAUCAAUGGCCUUUUGGGAGCUUAUCAUGUUUUAUUUUACUGUCAUUGCUUCUCAACCUAUCUGGAUUACUAUUGAUGGAUUUAUUACAACAACCAUGACUUUAGCUAUCACACAAGCUCAGCCUGCAAAAAAAUUAGCUCCUUGUCGACCCACUGCAAAGCCUUUAGGAUUGUAUACCUUGGCGUCUUUACUUGGUGUUAUUUUUAUUAACUUUUGGUUUAUCGUGUGCAGUGUUGUUUGGCUAUUUCAACAAGAUUGGUUUAUUUGUAAAGAAUUCGAUAGUUCAUCCAUUGAUUCAGCCCAAUGGUGGUUAAUUGGUGAUAAUUAUGAAGCAGAAAUUAUAUCACUCGUCAUCAUGUUUCAAUUCUUUAAUAGCGGUGCCAUUGUUAACUUUGGAUCACAAUUCCGACAAAGCUGGUGGAGAAAUUACAUGUUAGUUUUUAUCUGGGCAUGUUUCUUUGUGAGCACAAGUUACUUGGUAUUAGCGGAUCCAAACCCCUAUAGUUGUAUCUUCCGACUAAACUGUGGUACUAGUAGCGUAUUAGAAGAACUCGGAUAUCCUAAGCCCUAUUGGGACAUUCCAGCCUAUAACUCACCUGUAGGACAUAAUGUUCUGCCUAAAGAUUUUAGAUGGAAAUUAUGGGGCUACAUAUUGGCUAACUGUGCUUGUAACAUCAUUUGGGAACGUAUUUGUAUUCUUUGGAUUGCUUGUGAUUGGGCUGUAAAGCGGAAAAAGACACAUCCAAAGGAAAAUAGAGCCAUAUUCAAGCUUUAGAAGAAAAACAAAGCAUAUAACUUUACAUAUUAUUAUUUUGUUAUUUUUUUUUAUAUUUAUAUACAUGCAUAUAGAUAUAUAUUUGUUUAUACUGUUUAUUCCUUUUAUAUUAUUAAUAUAUGACUUUAAUAAAAAAAAAA
Molecule: messenger RNA, 4435 nt
Organism: Cokeromyces recurvatus
Lineage: Eukaryota; Fungi; Mucoromycota; Mucoromycetes; Mucorales; Mucoraceae
Exons: 7
Coding region: 75-4295 (1406 amino acids)
Cellular component (GO): membrane
Molecular function (GO): ATP hydrolysis activity; P-type transmembrane transporter activity; ATP binding
Source: RefSeq, a predicted model, not a curated record